Messenger RNA from Dibothriocephalus latus, 255 nucleotides. The record is from the annotation of a GenBank genome assembly. Lineage: Eukaryota; Metazoa; Platyhelminthes; Cestoda; Diphyllobothriidea; Diphyllobothriidae.
AUGAUACUUCCAGUAGCUGAACAGAAAUUGACAGUUGACCCCCAGAGGGAAUCUAUCGAUGAACUCCACAGAAGACUUGACAUCAUCGGUGGAGGAAUGCUGUGGGUUAUGAAAAUGUUCGGAGAGUUCUCAACACGUCUGCAGACUCUUGAAACAAUUCUUGGUCAAAAGCUUAAUCGGGAUGUUCAACAGGUUGCUAAACGACCUGCUAAUCACAUUGAGCGCCCUACUUCACGACCGCCAACGGACAUGUGA